AUGGCGGCAGUUUCAGAGACCACGCCUCCGCUCUCGCAGGCCUUUGGUUAUGGGAUCAUCGUUGGAUUGGGGUUCGCCUUCGCGUUCGGUAUGAUCUUGACGACGUUCGUGCUCAAGAGAUACAACUAUGAGGUACAGACCAGUGAGAUGUUCAGCACUGCUGGGAGAACCGUCAAAUCCGGCCUGGUAGCAUCAGCCGUUGUUUCCAGUUGGACAUGGGCUGCGACACUUCUACAGUCUUCUGGAGUAGCGUAUUCCUAUGGCGUCUCCGGCCCUUUCUGGUAUGCCUCUGGCGCAACAGUGCAGAUCAUCCUAUUCGCCACACUGGCUAUCGAGUUGAAGCGCAGGGCGCCCAACGCUCACACCUUCCUGGAAGUCAUUCGAGCACGGUACGGGGCCGCCACCCAUGUAGUCUUCAUGGUUUUUGGCCUCAUGACCAACAUCCUGGUUACGGCUAUGUUGUUAACCGGAGGCAGCGCCGUUGUCACAUCGCUUACGGGCGUUCACACGGCAGCCGCUUGUUUUUUGCUUCCCGUUGGCGUGGUGUUGUAUACCAUGUUUGGUGGGAUCAAGGCCACUUUCCUGACCGACUACGCUCAUACCGUAGUCAUCUUGGUCAUCAUCUUCACCUUCGCUUUCACGGCUUACGCGACUAACGAUGUUCUCGGGAGCCCCGGUCGCGUUUACGAUUUACUGGUCGAGGCCUCUAGCAGGCAUCCAGUCGAAGGAAAUGCAGGAGGUAGCUACCUCACCAUGCAGUCCAAGGAGGGUGCCAUCUUCUUCGUCAUCAAUAUUGUGGGUAACUUCGGAACUGUGUUCUGCGACAACGGUUAUUACAACAAAGCCAUUGCAGCCAGCCCGGUGCACGCGCUUCCAGGCUACAUCAUGGGUGGGCUCAGCUGGUUCGCGAUCCCUUGGUUAGCUGCCACAACCAUGGGCUUGGCCGCUCUUGCGCUCGAGAGCAACCCGGUCUUUCCAACCUAUCCGAAUAGAAUGUCCCCAGCGGACGUCUCGGCCGGGCUUGUUUUGCCUGAGGCUGCGGUUGCCAUGCUUGGCAGUGGUGGUGCUGCUGCGACACUGCUGCUCAUCUUCAUGGCUGUCACCUCAGCCAUGUCUGCGGAGCUCAUCGCCGUCUCGUCGAUCUUCACUUACGACUUCUACCAAACGUACAUCAAUCCACAGGCGAGCGGCAGGCAACUUAUCUAUAUGAGUCAUAGCUGCGUCGUUGGCUUCGCUGUUGUGAUGGCAGGCUUUUCUACCGCCUUGUACUACAUUGGAAUAUCUAUGGGCUACCUCUACCUCCUCAUGGGCGUCAUAAUCUCCGCAGCCGUGCUUCCCGCCAGCCUGACCCUCCUAUGGAGUAAACAGAGCUGGGCAGCUGCCACUUUCUCUCCCAUUCUAGGCUUCGUCUGCGCUCUCGUUGCGUGGCUCGUCACAGCGAAGACCCAAGGUGGGGAGCUCUCGGUUGCUACGACAGGUGCAAAUAACCCCAUGCUUGCUGGCAACGUAGUGGCAUUGCUGUCUCCGAUGAUUUUCGUGCCUAUCCUAACCUUCGCCGUGGGCAAGCAAAACUACGACUGGAUGUCCAUGAAGGCCAUCCGCAAAGGCGAUGACCACGACCUUGCUGCUGCCGCCAAUGUUGAUCUAGAACUAGUCCCUGGCGAAUCCCAUGACGAGGCUCUGGAACUAGAAGAGCAGCAUAAGCUGAAGAGGUCAUCCCGUAUCGCACGAAUCCUCACCGCGGUCAUGACGCUGGCGCUUCUCGUUCUCUGGCCGAUGCCUAUGUACGGCUCUGGCUAUAUAUUCAGCAAGCCUUUCUUCACCGGUUGGGUUGUUGUCGGUAUCCUAUGGUUGUUCUGCUCAAGCUUCUGCGUCGGCCUGUACCCACUUUGGGAAGGCAGGCACACCAUGGCACGCACCUUCCGCGCAGUCUAUUUGGAUGUCACGGGGAAGAAGAAGCCGAAUGUUGUCCACGGAAGAGCACAGAUGAUGGAGGAUAGCGGCACCGCAACGCCGACGGAGAAGGGCGCCGCAGAGGCGGGCGGCAAGCAACAGCUUUAG
Molecule: messenger RNA, 2061 nt
Organism: Coniosporium apollinis CBS 100218
Lineage: Eukaryota; Fungi; Ascomycota; Dothideomycetes
Exons: 8
Coding region: 1-2061 (686 amino acids)
Biological process (GO): putrescine transport; urea transmembrane transport; spermidine transport
Cellular component (GO): plasma membrane
Molecular function (GO): putrescine transmembrane transporter activity; spermidine transmembrane transporter activity; urea transmembrane transporter activity
Source: RefSeq, a predicted model, not a curated record